CACAGGAGUUCACGGCACGCCUCACGCCUUUUGCCAUCUUUGUCGCUAUCCAUCACUUACACCUGCAAUAAUUCGCCGAGGGCUUGCCUCGUAGUUAGCCAUCGGUUCAUUAUGAAGUUCAAUAUCGAUGACCUGCCUGUGCUAUUCCCUUAUCCCAGGAUAUACCCAGAGCAAUAUGCGUGAGUUGUUGGGCGUUGCGGUGUCCGAAUGGGAGAGAUAGACUAACCAUGAGGCGCAUUAAGUUACAUGUGUGAUCUCAAAAAAACACUAGAUGCAGGGGGCCACUGUGUUCUGGAAAUGCCUUCGGGCACAGGCAAGACCGUGUCUCUUCUGUCACUCAUUGUUGCGUACCAACAAUACAUGCCUGAAAAGCGCAAGCUGAUCUACUGCUCUCGUACCAUGUCCGAAAUUGAAAAGGCAUUAGUAGAGCUGAAGUCUCUCAUGAAAUACCGAGCCGAGCAGCUCGGUUAUGAAGAAGAGUUCCGUGGUCUAGGCUUGACAAGUCGAAAGAACCUGUGUCUACAUCCUUCAGUCAAGCGUGAGAAGAGUGGCGCCAUCGUCGAUGCUCGUUGCAGGAGUCUCACGGCCGGCUUUGUCAAGGAGAAAAAGGAACGUGGAGAAAACGUAGACGUCUGCGUGUAUCACGACAACCUAGACCUUCUCGAGCCUCACAACCUGAUUCCUAAUGGCGUCUGGUCUUUCGAUGACAUGAUUCGAUAUGGUGAAGAGCAUAAGCAAUGCCCAUACUUUACUGCACGGCGAAUGAUGCAAUACUGCAACGUCGUCAUCUUCUCCUAUCACUAUCUGCUCGACCCCAAAAUCGCCGAACGGGUAUCAAAGGACUUUUCCAAGGACUGUAUCGUUGUUUUCGAUGAAGCUCACAACAUUGACAACGUUUGCAUCGAAUCUCUCAGCACAGAUAUCACAGAGGACUCUUUGCGUAAAGCCACAAGAGGAGCUCAGAAUCUAGAGAACAAGAUUUCACAGAUGCGUGAUACAGACCAGCAGCAACUACAGAAUGAGUAUGAGAAACUAGUUCAAGGACUGCGUGAUGCUGACGAGGCACGUCAAGAAGAUGCCUUCAUGGCAAAUCCUGCCCUUCCCGAAGACUUACUCAAAGAGGCUGUUCCAGGAAACAUUCGGAGGGCAGAACACUUUAUUGCUUUCCUCAAGAGAUUCAUUGAGUAUCUGAAGACGAGGAUGAAAGUGCGCCAGGUCAUUUCUGAAACGCCGACUUCGUUCCUUGCCCAUCUCCGAGAGCAUACUUUCAUCGAGAAGAAGCCUUUGAGGUUUUGCGCUGAACGUCUGACAUCACUGGUUCGGACCCUCGAGCUCACCAAUAUUGAAGACUACCAGCCUCUUCAGGAGGUUGCAACUUUUGCAACGCUGGUGGCAACGUACGAGAAAGGCUUUCUCCUUAUCCUUGAGCCUUUUGAGUCCGAUACUGCUGAAGUCCCUAACCCGGUCCUUCACUUCACCUGUCUUGACGCUGCCAUCGCUAUCAAGCCCGUCUUUGACAGGUUCUACUCUGUCAUUAUCACGUCUGGUACUAUUUCUCCACUGGAGAUAUACCCCAAGAUGCUGGAUUUCUCAACUGUCAUUCAAGAAUCCUAUGCCAUGACCCUCGCUCGGAGAUCCUUCAUGCCUAUGAUUGUCACUCGAGGCAGCGAUCAGGCUUCCGUCUCGACCAGCUUUCAAGUGCGGAAUGAACCCAGUGUGGUUCGAAACUACGGCAACCUACUCACUGAAUUUGCCAAGAUCACGCCGGAUGGGAUGGUUGUCUUCUUUCCAUCUUAUCUUUAUAUGGAAUCUAUCAUUAGUAUGUGGCAAGGAAUGGGUAUCCUUGAUGAAGUUUGGAAGUACAAACUGAUCCUGGUGGAAACGCCCGAUGCACAGGAAACCUCGCUUGCUCUGGAGACGUACCGCACAGCGUGCUGUAACGGUAGAGGUGCCGUUUUACUCUGUGUCGCCCGAGGAAAGGUAUCCGAAGGCAUCGAUUUCGACCAUCAAUAUGGUCGUACUGUGCUAUGUAUUGGAGUUCCAUUUCAAUACACCGAGUCACGUAUUCUCAAGGCUCGUCUUCAGUUCUUGAGAGAAACAUACCGCAUCAAGGAGAAUGACUUCCUCUCCUUUGAUGCAAUGCGACACGCCGCACAGUGUCUUGGCCGAGUCUUGCGUGGUAAGGACGACUAUGGAAUCAUGGUCCUUGCCGACCGUCGAUUUCAGAAGAAGCGCUCACAGCUACCCAAAUGGAUCAAUCAAGGCCUCCAAGAGUCAGACGUCAAUCUGAGCACCGACAUGGCCGUCAGCAGCGCAAGGCGAUUCCUUCGGACUAUGGCGCAACCGUUCCGGGCUAAAGACCAGGAAGGCAUCAGCACCUGGGGAUAUAAGGACCUGAUGGAACAUAAGGAGAAGAUGGAUCUAGAGAGGAUCAAGGAGCUUGAGGAGGAAGCUCAACGGCCAAAGCCUGCCGCGCAGGACAACAAUUUUGAGUACCACGAUGACGAGUUCGACCAAGAUAUGAUGGAGAUGGAUGGUUUCUAGACUCGUUCGAGCAACUGCGAUACCAGAUGUUAGCGGUUUAGACUGCAAAACCAAAAGCAUAUCAAGUUGUAUCAUAUUAUUUAGAUUAAUUAGAGAAUGCUAAAGCCGGUCUAAAGUUGGUUAUAUGGCCCUUGUGCAAUGCUGAUUCAACUUGAACAGAAAUCUAACCGAGCUUUCCCUUUUACUGGUUCCAAACACAAUGCCAGAACGCCGAAUGCUGUCCGUUCGCCCAUCUCGCGCCUGCUCAAUCAAAAGAAACAAAGAAUAAAAUAAGGAUAUCAUCUGCUCUAUGCGCGAAUGGUAAGAACAAUAAUCUAAUCUACCAAAAGUCUCUUGGCAGCUUUUGUUGCUCGGAGGGCGGGAAUAGAAUGAGCCCGGCCUGGCUUUCGUCCAAUCUCGAUGCAGAGCAUUCGAAUAAAAUCAUGAUUAGUCCAAUAGCUGGAGUGCGCACUGAGCAUGUUGAGAUACUGUAUCUCCAAAGGCCCUCCCCCUGAGCGGAGGUACCAGUCGAUUUGUCCGUUAUCGUUAAGCAGAAAUGCCUUUCUCUCUGCAAUUUCCUCACGGGUAAAGUCGUGCACCUCGAGCUCUAACUGAGAGGGUAAUCGGAUCGUUGAAGGUCGCUCCGGCUCCGGGACGAGAGGGUUUGGUGCCGGUGCCAUGCCUGGUACUACUCCUCGCAUUGCGGCGCCGACAGACUUCCACAGAGAACCCGAAAUGCUAGGGACAUAAGCCUUCUUGAGGCUCGCCGCGUAGACAGGGUCCACAGCGCCAUUGAGAAGGUACGCGAUGGGAUCUUCCUUAGCAAGGAUGUUGUAUAUGUUGUCCACAGCCAAGCAGCCAAAAGUCCCGGCGUCCGCUACGACGUCUUUUGAUACGAUGUCGUUCGAAUCAGCUCCAGGCUUCAUUCGACCAUGGCGAGGCAUAAGGACACCACGCUCCAGAAGAAGAAAGAAUCCCGCAGGACUGCCCGCCAGGAAAAGAUUCUUGGUAUCAAACUCGAAGAAACGUGCCUCGGGUUCCUUUCGAGACCAGUCCAGCCUUGGCACUGUGGUUGGUUGAUUUGAAAGAAUCUCAAGAGCCAUCGCACUCCCAAGGGAAUGUCCGAUCAUGUGGACGCGUCCAUUCUCAGCAAAACCUGGAUUGUUACGGCACCAGAGUCGAUAGACACGAUUUGCUUCUGAUACAAGAGCCUGGAUCAUUUUCCCUUUGUGGUGUGACAUGUAAAAGGGGAUGUCGAACAUGAUGUCUGAUAUCAUGCUGCGAACGGCUGGAAUCGUAUCAGGUUCGAUGUCUUUGAGUCCAAACCCCUCCGGCGUGUACUCCUCCUUAUCUUCCUCCCUCAUUGGCCCUCCAUCCUCAAAAGAUAGGCCCAUUCUCCAAUUUAGGGGCAAGAUCAUCAGUCCAUUCUGAUCGUCGCGCAAAACCUGCUUGACCAAAGGGCUCUGAAGCUCCAUAUUCACAGCUCGGCGAAAUCCAUUGAUGGCAUGAGUGAAAUGGAAACUUUCAACCCUCUCCGCAAAUUUCUGGCCGAUGCCGUGAGCGACAAGAACCAGAUCAGUCACUUGACGCUUCUCCUUGUCGGCUUUGCAAGCAGCGCAUACAUCUUGUCCACGGCUUUCGUGCGACUCAUCGGCAGCAGAAGCACCUGCUUUGUUUGGUGCCUGUUUCUUAUGGUGGAGGCGCUCCCAUACUGCUCGGUCGAAUCCUCGAGCAACAGGAAUUCCAACAGUGACACCUUUCAUGAUCUUCAUCGUCGGUCGUCGGCCAUAGUAUGCUGAUGGCUUCAGGCUCGGUUUCAGUAGAAAAGCUUCAGUGGCAUUCUUAUACAGGACAUGAUAAUUCGAAUACGGUCGUGUCGGGAUGUUUGCGUCUUCCGCUGUUGCCUUCUUCACGGGAGUCGUAUCAAUAUUACCUUCAGCAGCAGCUUCACCCCGAAAGCAGCGAGCAGCGCAAAAUGGAUCUGAUGGUAUAACUGGCUCGGGGAAGUCGUCUCCGGAUCCUAUCUCUGAAUCUUUAGGCCAUAGUCUAUGCGAAAUCUUUUCUUCACCCAGUGGUCCCACGUCGAUAGCACAUCGGAGUUCAUCACUCCAUGUCUCAGUCCAUGGUCGCAAAUAAUGAUAGCCGGCCUCUAACUGGUUAGCAACAGCCGGCGGUAUCGGGAGCAUGGUAUCUCUGGAUUAAGUCAGUUAUCCUUCCUCCUAAUCGACCCUGGAAAUACAACCUAUAGAACCACGUCGCCCUAGAAACAACUGCAACAUCGUUGAUGGGAGACCAGUAUAUCGGCUUCAUCUGAAGCACAGGCAACGAGACCAUAUGAAGUCUUGAUAUUCCGACCGCAACCUCGGCUACCUUGGUCUGGCUCUCCUCAGGUACUGCCUGGGCCCCUUGGUUCGCAAUGGUUAGAGUCACUUCUCGUUCGGGAACAACUUGAGGAUGGUCUGGGUUUCGAGGGGCAUCCUGCCCUGGGCCUCCAAGUCCAAUCAGUGGGAGAGAUCCGGGUUCUGACUGUGUCUCUGGACUUCCAACGCGUACGAAUGGUCUGCCUGAUAUUCCAUCAUCGACAACUGGUGGUCGUGUAAGGCCAGGACUGCCAACUAGAGUUUGUACUCGUGGGGGCUGCGAGGUGGACAAGCUGUUGGUUCUUGCUCUCAUUUCUCCUAUAGUUGAUCGACGCUUAGAACUACGAGGCUCUGUUGUUGUUGUGGUCUUGGGGAUGCGGGUAAUUGGGUGAUUAGUAGUACUGGUCGAAGCGGUUCCUGGACGGCUCGAGGGUGUGCUGUUUGAUACCGGCUGAGCCUCAAUUUCAUCGUUGGCUUGCUUUUUCAACCGAUCAAGUGCGAACACGACCUGUUGCAUGACUUGAUCAACAUUCAGGGCUGGAUUUCGCCGCCUGACAAGUGCACAGAAAGCUCUCUCAAGUUCUUGGGAAACGUCAAGGACCAAUUCAGAGCAACAGGCGGGCACAGGCGUUGUGGGCAGUACAUCACUGGUUGGUGCUGUCACAUCUUGUGGCUGAUAGCCUUUCCGGUGCCUCUCCCAGUGCUUUGUAGUUAUAAGCUGGAUGAGCGAUGCUAGUACGUCUGUAUCGAAUUGAGGAGUGCGGUCCAGAUUCUUCAAAGCAUCUUGAUGAGCGCGACGUGAAGGCUCGGACAUGAGACUCAGCCAAGCCUUUUCCAGCGCAUUAUUAUCACCUCGAGAGAAGGGGCGCACUUGUCCCUUAUUUGUCUUUGGAUCGGCACCAACGGUUGAGGAUGUUGAAAGAGGAUCGUCAAUCGGGAUGACUGACGAGUAGAAGAACUGAGCCUCGACCGGGGGAACCUCAUCUUCGCGUUGAACGCGAGAAAUAGGAGCCAGGCGACACUUGACGCUGUAGGUGUGGUUAUCGUCAGUCAUGUCGAUCGAUGGUGGCGAUGUCUCGCUCGGGACGCGACUACGAGUGGGAUUGUAUUAGAUUGGAUUGUAUGUGUCUCAACAACGCUGUCGGGUCACGCCUUGAGUGGCAGCUGUAUAUUCUGUAGGAGUCGGCCGUGCCAUAGGUAGAUAGAGCUUGAAGCUUCCUCGCUGGUCUCUCACAAAGCCAUAGAAAUCGGAAGAAGAAGAAGAGAACUUGGCUAAGGCCAAGGCUUCAGGGCUGACUUGAUUG
Molecule: messenger RNA, 6187 nt
Organism: Fusarium odoratissimum NRRL 54006
Lineage: Eukaryota; Fungi; Ascomycota; Sordariomycetes; Hypocreales; Nectriaceae
Product: DNA repair helicase rad15
Exons: 8
Coding region: 247-2544 (765 amino acids)
Biological process (GO): positive regulation of mitotic recombination; transcription by RNA polymerase II; nucleotide-excision repair
Cellular component (GO): nucleus
Molecular function (GO): damaged DNA binding; hydrolase activity, acting on acid anhydrides, in phosphorus-containing anhydrides; ATP binding
Source: RefSeq, a predicted model, not a curated record